Williopsis jadinii is the source of this 418-nucleotide messenger RNA. RefSeq lists its product as uncharacterized. The transcript is spliced from 2 exons. NCBI's taxonomy places the organism in Eukaryota, Fungi, Ascomycota, Saccharomycetes, Phaffomycetales, Wickerhamomycetaceae. The coding region runs from base 13 to 174 and encodes 53 amino acids. The record is from RefSeq and is a predicted model, not a curated record.
AAAUAAAACAAAAUGGAUCAUGCUAAUAAGCCAAUUCGAGAGAAAGAACGACAAGGGAUAUCAGACCAGUGUAAUGGCGAUCAUGUGAAGGCACCCAGCAACCAUCUAGUAACUCGUUUGAUCAGUAGCUUUUCUGCUUCUCCCAGACCAAUCAUUGCCUUCAAUUUUCGUUAGUGGUAGAGGUGACUCUUCGUGGUAAGAACAGGUGUUCCUUGAGUCGAAUGUACUGGUUGAGUACAUACAACCAAGUACUAUAGGAGGAUAGCAUCAAGCAUGCUUAAUUGUUUCAAGCCAAAGCUCCUUGAAGUAAACUUGUUCCCAUGGAGUGAUUAGAAGGAAGGCAGGGAAAACAUUUAUGAAAGAUUGGGAGCUACUUUUAUACUCUUUGGCUACGGAGGACAGGUGGGUAUGGCGACUU